CUUCAGAACCACAUGCAAGAAGUGUCAAAUCAGGGCAGUAUAACCCAAGUUCUUGAGUUUGAAUACAACAAGCUGGUGGACUCCCUCUCGAAAUGGAUCAGUGUCCUCUCAACGGGAGGCAAGAUUCGUGACCUCCCCACGACUUUAACGACCGAUGAGGCUCUGGCACAUUUUUUGGACGAAAUAGAACCUCUCAGUCCUCUAAUGGACCUGCCAUCAAAAGGACCUAUGAUUGAUCCAGAGAAGUUGUAUUUGGGGACUGCUACGAAACCAGCCACCCUCUGUGCACUCGCUAUUCAACUGGGAACGUGCGAAUUCUUUCAUUGUCAAUCAGUGAGCUCUCAUCAAUAA
Rodentolepis nana is the source of this 351-nucleotide messenger RNA. NCBI's taxonomy places the organism in Eukaryota, Metazoa, Platyhelminthes, Cestoda, Cyclophyllidea, Hymenolepididae. The record is from the annotation of a GenBank genome assembly.